GGAACCAUUUAAUUAACUUUCCACCACUUGUUGUUCACAUAGGUAAGAACUUACAGAAUGUCAUCCAUCUACAGGAUCUGUGUGGCCUUAAUUCUGUGUGCCUUUUUUAUGGAGAUUCAUUGUCUAACGAAAGCAGAUGCUCCACAAGCAUGUUGCUUCAGUUACACUUCAGCCGUUAUUCCCAGGAAACAAAUAACAGAUUAUUACCGAACUUCAACCAUGUGCAGCAACCCAGCUAUAGUUUUCAAGACUAAGAAAAGAGCAUUCUGUGUAAAUCCUGAUCUCCGCUGGGUCAAGUCCUUCCUCACGUACAUUGAGGCUAUGAAAGCUACACCAAUGUCAGAUUCGGCUAAAUAAAAAUGGAGACGCCAGCAUCUGAUGUAUGGCUGAGAAAAUGUGCUUAAUUUUUGCUUUUGCCUAAUUGAAGUGUUAGGAUGUAGUUCUAGAAUGCAGUGUGCCUCAUUUUUAAGUGAAUUACUAUUGCCAUUUCAAAAUGUAAAUGAAUAUUUACUGGUUAAUUAAUGCUUUACAUUUGUUUUACUGUUAAAUCUGAUACAACUGAAAGCUUUAAAUGACAUUAUUUACUUGUCUAUAAAACAGUAACUGUAGCUGACAACUUAUAAAAUUAAAAUAAAAAAAAAAACACUUGCA
Molecule: messenger RNA, 651 nt
Organism: Protopterus annectens (West African lungfish)
Lineage: Eukaryota; Metazoa; Chordata; Ceratodontiformes; Protopteridae
Product: C-C motif chemokine 4-like
Exons: 3
Coding region: 58-357 (99 amino acids)
Biological process (GO): cellular response to type II interferon; chemokine-mediated signaling pathway; neutrophil chemotaxis
Cellular component (GO): extracellular region
Molecular function (GO): chemokine activity; CCR chemokine receptor binding
Source: RefSeq, a predicted model, not a curated record